AUGGGUGCUGAAAUUAGUCUUAAUCAAAAUGUUGGUCUUUUUAUUACAAUGAAUCCUGGUUAUGCUGGUCGAACAGAAUUACCUGGAAAUUUAAAAGCAUUAUUUCGUCCAUGUGCUAUGGUUGUACCAGAUAUUGAAAUCAUUUGUGAAAUAAUGCUUGUUACAUCUGGUUUUAAAGAUGGAAAAUUAUUAUCAUGUAAAUUUAUAACAUUAUAUAAUUUAUGUAAAGAACUUUUAUCAAAACAACAUCAUUAUGAUUGGAGUUUACGAGCUGUUAAAUCAGUUUUAGUUGUUGCUAGUGCUUUACGUUGUGCUGAUCUAAAUCGACCUGAACGAGAAUUUUCAAUGAGAGCAUUACGUAAUUUUAAUAUACCAAAAAUUGUUCAUGAUGAUUUACCAAUAUUUAUGGGUUUAAUUGGAGAUUUGUUUCCUGCACUUGAUGUUCCACGUAAACGUGAUUUAAAAUUUAAAGAAGAAGUUAAACGUGCUGCAUUAGAUCUUAAACUUCAAUCUAAAGAUGCAUUUAUUCUUAAAGUUGUUCAAUUAAAAGAACUUUUUGAAGUUCAUAAUUCGGUAUUUAUUGUUGGUAAUGCUGAAACAGGAAAAAGUCAAAUAUGGAAAACACUUAAUCGAAUGUAUAUAAAUCAUAAACGACGAUCUGUUGCAAUUGAUCUUGAUCCAAAAGGUGUUACAAAUAAUGAAUUAUUUGGUUUUAUGAAUCCAGCAACACGUGAAUGA
This is a messenger RNA of Rotaria sp. Silwood2, 738 nucleotides long. NCBI's taxonomy places the organism in Eukaryota, Metazoa, Rotifera, Eurotatoria, Philodinida, Philodinidae. The record is from the annotation of a GenBank genome assembly.